AACACGGUCUUGUUAGAAGACAGUAGUGUUUACUCUUGGACAAAUCAUCUCAGCUUGCAAAGUUUCCCAGACAUACAGUACAGUAUACCAUCCUAGCAUAACAAAUCGAGAAGACCUACAGAACGGAUUUCAUACAGCACUAGUUUUAGAUUAAAUUAAUAGAGCAAAAUCUACUUCAGUGGGGCGGGGAAGGACCUUCAUGCACCACAAUCGAUCAUAACAGCAAGCUUUCUCUGUUAAUUCGGCUUGGUUGAAAGUCAUCAUUUAGAGUCACCAAAGGUCUAGUCAACGAACAAGCAACCUGGUGGAUUGGUGUAUACAUUAUGGAUGUGUUGGUGCUUGGCUUCUGCUUGGUGCUAGGACUGCUACACACUACGGAGGGAAAGAUUCUCAGACCAGGCAGAGUUCCUCCACAUAUUGUUUUCGUGAUGGUGGAUGACCAAGGCUUCAAUGACAUCGGGUACCAUGGCUCAGAGAUCCAAACGCCCGUGUUGGACCAACUGGCUGGCGAAGGGGUGAAGCUGGAAAACUACUAUGUUCAGCCCAUCUGUUCCCCCUCACGAAGCCAGCUUAUGACUGGACGGUAUCAGAUUCACACUGGGCUUCAACACUCGAUCAUCCGCGCACGCCAGCCCCUCUGUCUGCCCCCUGACAUACCAACCCUCCCUGAGAGGCUCCGGCAGGCUGGCUACAGCACCCACAUGGUGGGGAAAUGGCACCUGGGUUUCUGCCGGCCCGAGUGUCUGCCAACGAGCCGUGGAUUUCAAAGCUUCCUUGGAUCACUAACGGGCAGCGGGGACCAUUUUAACUUCCAAAGCUGUGACGGCACAGAGGCCUGUGGGUUCGAUCUGCACGAUGGAGACCGGCCAGCCUGGGAGCUGAGUGGAAAUUACUCAACAAGGCUUUACACGGAGAGAGUGAAAGAAAUCCUGAGACGUCAUGACCAGCGGAAGCCCCUGUUUCUAUAUGUGGCCCUUCAGGCCGUGCACACGCCGUUACAAGCUCCUGGGCAUCUUCUCAGACGCUACCAGACCCUUGGCAACAGACUUCGGCGCCACUAUGCUGCCAUGGUGAGCGGCGUGGAUGAGUCAGUAGGAGAGAUUGUCAGUGAGCUGCGGGGGCGAGGCUACUACAACAACUCUGUGCUCAUCUACUCUUCAGACAACGGGGGCCAGCCUCUCUCAGGGGGUUGUAAUUGGCCCCUGCGUGGUGGCAAAGGCUCCUACUGGGAAGGUGGAGUUCGAGCUGUUGGCUUUGUACACAGCCCACUUUUGAAAAGGAAGGGGGUGGUGAGUCAGGCUCUGAUUCAUGUUUCGGAUUGGUACCCAACCUUGCUGUCUCUUGCAGGAGACAGAGAGUCUGAUUCCAGCCACCUGGACGGCCAAGAUGUUUGGGGCGCUGUAAGUAGUGGCCUACCCUGUCCACGAACUGAAAUCCUCUUCAACAUUGACCCAGUGUCACGCCGACAUGGGGAAGUUGAUCCGAGACUCCUAACUCUUAAUGGUUUUGGGAUCUGGGAUACAGGAGUGCGUGCAGCCAUUCGAGUUGGUGACUGGAAACUUCUGACUGGAAACGUAGGCGAUGGAGACUGGUUCCCUCCACAGACGAUGCCAGGAGGUCCGCAACAGUGGCAGGACAUGGAAAAGAGACGAGACCAGCGGGGGAAGUCUGUCUAUCUUUUCAACGUCACUGCUGAUCCCUACGAAAGGGCAGAUUUGGCAGAGGCACGGCCCGAGGUGGUCAAAAUGCUCUUGACCCGGCUCGCCGAGUACAACCGGACUGCUGUGAGCCCACGCAAUCCACCAGACGACCCAAUGGCGGACCCGCAACUUCAUGGAGGGGUGUGGACUCCUUGGCUAGGACAGGAAGACGCAGGAGAUGAAGGGAAUGAUGAGGAACCUGACAGCAUAAACAGAAAGGCCAGAUCCAAGAGUACCUGUAAAGUCUGCAAACUCAGGGCCUUAUUUAAAAAGGUUGGUACCCGUAUGCAAAGGGCCACUUUGUUCUUGUAGUCAAGAGGUAGUUGUGGACAGGAUCCACAAAGCAGUCCAUUUAACUCAUCUUUGCAAGAUAAUUUGUGGCACUCUGGCUGUGUAUAAUGUGUAGCGAUGUUGACAUCAAGAACUCUUGAUGUCCUGCCUGCAUUGUGAGCAGAGAUUUUUACACUUAAGUUCCCAUCUGUAGGAUGCAAUGGAUUUUACUGUUAAUGGGGUCCAGACAAGAGCAGAAUGAAUUUGAAUGUAGAUGUCUCUGGAUCUUUAUUUGGCUACAUAAAAUAAUGCAGGUAGUGGCAAUGAUUUAAUAGGGAAUAAUACAGCAGCUUGUUUGUGGACUCUCUAAUCCACCCCCUGGUUCACUUUCUCUCAUCUAUCUGUUGUUUCUCUGACAUGCCUCUGCCUUGCACUCCUCCUCACGCCUCUCUUAUUCUCCUACCUUUUGCUUUUAUGCUUGUGCUCCAUCCAAAUCCGCUCUGACAUAGCCCACCACAACUAGAAUAACGCUUGAUUCUUUAUUGUUUCUGCACUUUCUCCUCCACCUGUUUAUUGUCCUCUUGCAUUCCUUCUUAGUUUGAGUAGAUCAGGUCAGAGCAGAUGUAGAAGCAAGCAUAUAAGAGCUAUGAAAAGUAUUUUCUUUAAUGUAAAAUGAAGGCUAUUUGAGGAGGAGGAGGAUCACUCUUGGGUAUGAAGACAUUCUUGGCCUGUUCAUCUCCUGGUUUCAAGUGAUAUAAUACAAUUCACAAGAAGGGAUGAAAUGUUCUCAGUAUUCAAUGUAAUGUUUAGGUUAAAAAAACAUUUUUACAUUAUACCUUCUAUAUAAAUUCUUUUACUCUGUUGUAAUUUCCGAUAAUGUUGUCUGUCUGCGUUCCUAGAAAACAAUCCAUCCAUCUGAUUUGUUUACAAUAACAGUCCUCCCAUAAAGAUGUUAAUAUAGUCACAAACCAUAAAUGGUACUGUAACCUAUUAAGUGACCUGAGUUAAACACAAUUCAUAUGAAAUAAUUAAAUGAGGAGAAUGUUUCCUUAAGUCCUACAGUAGCUCGUUGUCAGAAGAUACAGAAUCAAGAGCAAGAUAAAAGUCAAUACACAGUUGAAGUAACGUUAGUACAUACCGGUAGUUAAGAUAAUGCAAAACAUGUGUUUAUUUUAAGAGCUACACAGCUAGAAGUACUGUGAAUCUUUUGUUCCUGAAGGCAAUUGUUGCUAAAGAUAUAUUAAACCAUGAUUCAAAAUGAGUCAACUGCUCUUACGUUCCUUUGAAUUGUUAUUGCUGAAUAAGGCUGUGUUCAUUUUAAUGCUAAAUGGAUAGUUCAGUUAAAAAAAAAAUCUGUCAGUAACCUAUAUGAUGUUCUUCUGUGGGAUAUUUUUAAAAAUGAAUUCUAUUACAUUUUUGUUCAUACUAUAGCAGUCAAUGGGCACCGAAACUGUUUGGUUACCAUCAUUCUUCAAAAUUUUGUGUUCACCAGAAGAAAGUAGCCUAAGUAAUAGUUUUUUGUUUGUUUGUUUGUUUGUUUGUUUUUACUUCAGACUUAGAUUGGAGAAACAAGAAACAAUCUCUGAUGUACAAAGUAUGUAUAUCUGUUGUACACUUAUCUUAGGUCAUAGUCCAAAGGGCAUUUUUCUUUCCUGUUUCUAUGUGUCCAUUCUAAAGAAGUGAAGAAAAUUCAGAAAUCUAUAUAUACCAGGAUUAAUUAUUACGUAACAUACAAGCAGAUGUAAGUGUUGUAAUUUCACCAAUGUAACAAAAACACUUCCUCCUGUUUAUCUCUGAAAACUACUCAAAACAGCUUCAACCCACUUUGGAAAGACUUCAACUGUGGUAAGAAUGCACAAUGGGCAAUCCAACUAACUCCCUCACAGUGUGUGAGUCAUCCCGAACACAUGCUGAGUUUGGCAUCUCUUAAAGGUGCUAUGAGCGAUUUGUUUAUGAAAUACCACGCAUAAAAUGUCCUUACUACCUGACAGAUACAGCUCCUCAGACAAAAAAAAA
Messenger RNA from Pimephales promelas (fathead minnow), 3986 nucleotides. Its product is annotated as arylsulfatase I. Gene Ontology annotation, molecular function: sulfuric ester hydrolase activity. NCBI's taxonomy places the organism in Eukaryota, Metazoa, Chordata, Actinopteri, Cypriniformes, Leuciscidae. The record is from RefSeq and is a predicted model, not a curated record.